Molecule: messenger RNA, 1299 nt
Organism: Bursaphelenchus xylophilus (pine wood nematode)
Lineage: Eukaryota; Metazoa; Nematoda; Chromadorea; Rhabditida; Aphelenchoididae
Source: the annotation of a GenBank genome assembly
AUGCUACUGCAAGGUGUGUUUUCAUACCUUGUCACCCUCUACAUUUGCCACGCGUCACAAGUUUUGCGGCCCAAACAACAACGUCCACACCGGCAUCAUUUGGAUGUGCGGCAUUUUCGCGACAACUGGUUCGGCGACAUCCCCGACCCUUUCAUUCGGCGCGGCAUUUUCAGCCUACCCUGCGCUCCGAGCGAGGACGCCGAGGAUGCGCACGUGGAUUGUGCGUCACGGAACCUGGAGCAGAGUCUUUGCGUUACGAAGAUGUUGGGCGUGCUGACGUCAACCUGCUCGUACCCGGCUACGAUUUGCGAAGGGGGCGAUUGCGUGAAGCGGUUUCAACCCUGCUUCGUAGGAAGCGAAUAUGACUACGGUAAGGAUUACUCAUUUACUGCUAAUUUUACUCGUUUCCGUUUCAAGCCUAAUCGUCGAGAAAUUUGGGGAAAUCCGGCAUUUCGGGGGGAAAAUCGGGCCCAAAAUUUUAGUUAAUCUUACCGUCGUGACCUUAAAAAGUAGCGAUUUCGAUGACACCAUGUUCAGAAAUAGAGCUAUAUAAUCCCGUGCCUACAAAAAAUAAACUUUUUCGACGUUUUUAAACACCACUAAUAUCUGUAAAAUGACUAACACGCCCUUUACACCCCACUUUGUAUUUUGUAUUUUCCCUGAGGCAGUUUUUCAAGUAGCGCUUCAGAAAUUGUGUGAGUGCCAUUACAUCUCACCAGACUUUGAAAUAGUAUUAUAUUGUCGUCUCAAGUUUGGAAAAUAAUUCAUUACAAGCAAUUAAUCCUUGGCCUUGCUAAGCCAAUGGCUUUGCAGUGACUUGCUAUUUCGAGGAAGUUCUCAACUUAUUAAGCUUCACACAAAGCUUAGCCAAGCGUUUUUUAGUCUUUAGGACAUAGAGAAAAAGGGGUUUGAGAUUUGCAAAAUCUUUUUUGAUAUUUCCCACAAAUCGCUACGAAAUUUAACCGCUUUUGUUUUCAGCUGCCAAGGAGAUUGUGCACAGUCUGGAUCCAUACCGAGCGGCGAAGGAAAUGUGCCGUAAAAAUCGAUUCAACCCCUUCGACAUGGUACGAUCGUUCUGCUGUUGGACAGAAGAGUGCCGGAGUCGAUGCUACCCCGCGGAUGUCUUUGGUAGGCCGAGAUAGAAGCCUGAGGACGCCUGUGGAGGCUUUAGAUGCAGAUAACUACUAUCUAUUGUGCCCGUGGAAGAUGUUAAGCGAGCGGCAACAUCUGAGAGCGCUACAGUGGGGCAGAAAGCUUGCUUUGCGAACAGAGAGGAGUCUGUUGUCAAUUUGGAGGUGA